GCUUCGGGACCGUUCUUCCAUAAAUCGACGACCUUCUUGAUCCCGGCAAUGAUCCAAAUCAAGCUUUUCAAGUGGGGCUCAUCCGCGCCCUGAAGCCAUUACGUCGUCUCUUUUUCUAUCCCUUCCCUUUGCUUCCGAUUUGACGACAACAGGAAUCCGUCCUCGAAUUGGCCAAUGAAGCUCGGGAGGAUUUAAGGUGAACAGUUUUAUUUGCAUUGUUGCAUUCUAGCCCAUAGCUCCAAGUGGGGUGCGUCGUCAUGGCGUUGAAGCUCAAGAAUGUGAAAGACUAAACUAACUGUACAUGUCACUCAAUUAUUUACACUCUUCCUCUAUAGACCUCCAACACUCACCACAAACUGACCGAAAAUGUCUCUUGCACGCUAUGUCGACCCCGACUCUAUAAUCCAAAACCUCCACUCCCUCCACAUCAAAGAAGCCUCCAAAAAACACCUCCACAGCAAGGGCGGCACCUCCCACAUAACACCCUACAGCACCCGCUAUGCCAGCAAGCAAGAGAUCUCGAAGUUCGAGAUCCCCAAACACGGCGCUCCCGCCGAUGCCGUGCAUCAAAUGCUCAAAGAUGAGCUGGAUCUUGACGGCCGACCAAACUUGAACCUAGCCAGCUUCGUAGGGACAUACAUGGAAACCCACGCCGAGCAGCUAAUGUUCGAAAACAUCUCCAAGAACAUGUCCGACGCAGACGAGUACCCCGCCAUGAUGGCCAUGCACACCCGCUGCAUCAGCAUCAUCGCCAACCUCUGGGGCGCAUCAUCCAAGUCCGACGAGAAAGCCAUCGGGUCCGCCACCACCGGCUCCAGCGAAGCCAUCCACCUCGGCGGCCUAGCCAUGAAACGCCGCUGGCAGGAAAAGCGGAAAGCCGAAGGAAAAUCUACCGAGAACCCAAAUAUCAUCAUGGGUGCCAACGCACAGGUUGCGCUUGAGAAGUUCGCGCGGUACUUUGAGGUUGAGGCGAGGAUUCUGCCGGUUUCGGAAAAGUCGAAUUAUCGUCUUGAUCCCGAAUUGGUGAAGGAGAAUAUUGACGAGAAUACUAUUGGCGUAUUUGUUAUUCUGGGGAGCACGUAUACAGGACACUACGAGCCCGUCGAAGAAAUCUCCAACAUCCUCGACGCCUACCAAGAGAAGACCGGAAUCGAUAUCCCCAUCCACGUCGAUGCCGCAUCUGGUGGAUUCGUAGCUCCAUUCAGGCACGCAGGUGCCGGUAAGCAUGGGAAAACGAAAUGGAAUUUCGAAUUGCCCAGAGUGAAGAGUAUCAAUACCUCCGGCCAUAAAUUCGGCCUUGUUUAUGCUGGCGUCGGAUGGAUCAUCUGGCGGGACGAAAGCUACCUUCCCAAACACCUGAUUUUCGAACUCCAUUACCUCGGCGGCACCGAGGAAUCCUACACAUUAAACUUCUCCCGCCCAGGUGCCCAAGUCAUCGCGCAGUACUACAACCUGAUCCAUCUCGGCUUUUCGGGAUAUCGCUCUAUCAUGGAGAACUGCAUGUCAAACGCACGAUUGCUGAGUAAGAGUCUGGAGGCUACGGGGUGGUAUACUUGUGUUUCUGAUAUUCAUCGCAAGGAGGGUGUGCAUGCUCUUGUGGAGGGAGAGGUUAGUGUGGGUGGUGAGGAGGGAGAGACGAGUGCGGAUUAUAAUGCUGGAUUACCGGUUGUGGCAUUUCGGUUUAGUGAUGAGUUUAAGAGGGAGUUUCCGCAUAUUAAGCAGGAGAAUAUCUCGAAUCUGCUGAGGGCGAAACAGUAUAUCAUUCCGAACUAUCCCCUCCCACCAUUCACAGACAAAACCGAAAUCCUCCGCGUCGUAGUCCGGGAAAGCAUGUCUUUCGAUCUACUCGACCGUCUGAUAAGCGAUAUCUGCGUCACUACUCAGAAUUUGAUUGACUCCGACACCCAAGACCUCAGUAUCCUAGCCCAAGCACACAAUAAAGGCAGCAAUACAGUAGAAAAAGAACACGGUACGCUGGGAACGCAGCAUAAGAACGAACAGGGACAACGGUUAGGUAAAGGUGGGAGGAGACCGAUGAGUGAGGGGGUGCAUAGGAGUGUUUGUUAGAGGGUGGAGGGUUUGGAGGUGGAGGGAGAUGAGGGGGAGAGGGGAAGGUAUGUUUUAUGAGGUAGAAGAACAAGAAAGAUAAAGGAUAGAUAAAAAGUCACAGAUAUAAAAUCACAGGAACAGAAACAGACACAAAUCCAAACACAAAACCCUUCUCAGAGAAAACAAACAAGAACACAACGAAUCGAUAAGCAGAAUAUACGCACCACUACCCCAUCCACCCACUCGUCUUUUCACACCAGUUCCUUUUCAUCAAUCGAGAAACGCAGUACUUAGGGCCCUAGUGUAUCUCCUGCAUCCAGAUCCACAGUCCAGAAUGCAAAAUCCAGAAUCCACUUGAUAUCCAUCUAUAUCCAUCCCCCCUCAACCUCGCCAUCGAGAUCAACUUAUUCACCUAUAGAGAUCAUUUACAAAGACCAAAAGACGAAAAAGUUACGUAUGUGACCUCACAAUCGCAGGUGAUAGGCUGGAAUGAUCAUCAAACUGGCAGUCCUCCUUUUAGGUAUGCCCAGGAGGGGGGGAGGAAGGGGCGGUGAGGUGAGUAAGGCGGUGCGAGGUAUGGUGGCUUGAGGGGUAUGGUGACUUGAGGGGUAUGAUGACUUGAGGUGGAGUGGGAUGAAGUGGGAUGGGAUGAGGUGGAAUGGAUGGGAUGGAAUGGGAUUAGAAUGUGAAGAGAGAGAGAAGAAGGGAUGAGAGGAGAUGAGAGGAGACCAGGAGAGCAGGACGGGGAGGUCAGGUGAGUUGAGGUGAGGAGAGGUGAGGUGAGGAGGGAGGAGAGCGAGUGCGAGGGAAAGGAAGUGAGUCGCGUUAAGUCAAGUCAGUCAUCUUAUAAAAAUACAGCAGCUAGCUAGCUACAGUCUCAGGAUAGAAACAGAA
Cadophora gregata is the source of this 2943-nucleotide messenger RNA. RefSeq lists its product as uncharacterized. The record is from RefSeq and is a predicted model, not a curated record. Gene Ontology annotation, molecular function: glutamate decarboxylase activity; pyridoxal phosphate binding. The coding region runs from base 367 to 2067 and encodes 566 amino acids. The transcript has 6 exons. Gene Ontology annotation, cellular component: cytosol. Gene Ontology annotation, biological process: L-glutamate catabolic process. NCBI's taxonomy places the organism in Eukaryota, Fungi, Ascomycota, Leotiomycetes, Helotiales, Ploettnerulaceae.